AUGGACUCAGAAGAAAGGCCACGCAAUUUAUCGCAGUACAAGCGAUUUCAAAUCAACGACGAGAAUCGGAAAACUUUCUCGUCAAUAGAUCAGGCAAAAACCGAGGCAUCCGUCGAACGCAUUUUCGACCGAUACGAACAGUUAUCAGCGCUAGAUUCUACUUUACCAAAGCUGCUCCGUGCGGACCAUGCGCGUUACCUUCAACGGUCACUUGAGAAUUUGUCUAGCUCUUACGAAUGUCUCGAUAGCAGCCGCCCGUGGAUGGUGUACUGGAUUUUGAACGCCGCCAGUGUAUUAAAUCUUCGUUUCCCGGAUGACCUGUUAGAUCGUGUGGUAGACUUUCUAGUUAAAUGUCGCAACAAAGACGGUGGCUUUGGAGGAGGACCCGGUCAAGAUGCACACCUGGCAACUACGUAUGCAGGCGUCAAUGCUCUUUGCAUUAUUGGUACAGAGAAAGCACUAACCGCAAUUGAUCGACAAUCUUUGAAAAAGUUUUUGUGGGCGGUACGCGAAGAGAACGGAGCCUUUAGGAUGCAUAUUGGCGGUGAACUCGACGUCCGUGGUGCGUAUUGUGCAAUUUCUUCAGCAAAACUUUCCUGCUUUGCUCCCGAGGACGAGAUGAAGUUGUUCGAAGGAACAUCGAACUGGAUAGCGGAAUGCCAAACGUACGAAGGUGGAUUCGGAGGAGCUCCGGAUCUGGAGGCGCACGGUGGAUAUUCGUUUUGUGCCGCUGCGGCACUUAUGCUGCUAGGUGGGGAAAACAAAUGUGACCUGAAUGCAUUACUGCGGUGGACUGUAAAUCGUCAAAUGGCCUAUGAAGGAGGUUUUCAAGGGCGUACCAAUAAGCUAGUCGAUGGCUGCUAUUCCUUCUGGCAAGGAGCUUUAGUGCCGAUCGUGCAAGGUCUCAUCGCUAGAGAUGAGAAGAAUCAAAACAUUAUGAACGUGAGCCUGUUCAACCGAUAUGCGCUACAGGAGUAUGUGCUUAUCUGUUGCCAAAAGCCUAGUGGAGGUCUUAUCGAUAAACCGGGAAAGCCUGCAGAUUUAUACCACACCUGUUACACGCUUAGCGGUCUAGCCGUGGCACAGCACUGUGAAACCCACAGUUUACCGUUGGUACUAGGAGACGAGCGAAACGAGGUUCUACCGACCCAUCCAGUGCACAAUAUUCCGCCCAAAGCCGCGCUGGAUACUUAUCGGUACUUUACCGAGUUAGAUCAGCCAGAUUCGGCGGCCGACCAAUGUAAUGGAAAAACUGACGACACACCAAUGGAGGGCUGUUCGGAAAAUGGUUCAGAGCGUGAAUCAUCGUCGCAAAUGUCGGAGGACGGUAGCAGUAACUACACCAGUAGCAGAACCUCAGAAUACUGAACGGAGACGAUACGCUUGGUCGUUGCUCUU
Molecule: messenger RNA, 1398 nt
Organism: Anopheles nili
Lineage: Eukaryota; Metazoa; Arthropoda; Insecta; Diptera; Culicidae
Gene: Fntb
Product: protein farnesyltransferase subunit beta
Exons: 3
Coding region: 1-1368 (455 amino acids)
Biological process (GO): protein farnesylation
Cellular component (GO): protein farnesyltransferase complex
Molecular function (GO): protein farnesyltransferase activity
Source: RefSeq, a predicted model, not a curated record